AUGCUAGCGGGACUCAAAGAUAUGAUUCCGGGGCAGCAGAAGCCCCCUCCUGCCUCCCAAACUCCGGCGGCGGGUCCUCCUGGGGGUGGUGCUCCUCCGGAACAGCAGGAGGCCCUUAACCCUGAAGUAGGAGAUACUCCUGUGCCGGAAGGGGAGGAGCCACUCGAUGCCGCUGAAGUGGAGAAGAUGCUCUUUGAUGAGUACUUGGGGGCUGCAGAGUACACUUAUGAGGAGUUUCUUGAGGCACUGCAACAACCACUGGAAGAGAAGGGAGAAACAGAGGAUGAGAAGAAGCAUUGGCAACACCCAAGGCGGUGGAAGGUGGUUUUGUGGAAUCUCUCGAUUCUCAAUUACAUGUCUGAUCAACUGGCAGUGUUCGUGGAAAUAGAGUUCGGAGGAAGUAGAGAGGAAUGCAAAGUCCUGCGAGGUGACAGCACGCGAAUUUAUGCCAAGGGAGAGGACAAGAAUUACCUGCGGACUUCAGUGGUUAACAAUGUUAACGACAAAGCGCCUGUAGACCUUCAAUUCAGGCAAUCCUUCGAAUACCGUGGCUCGUACCUUGAUCUUGAGAGGGAGAAACUCAAAAUUAAGGUGUGGGAGUACAAAACUUGGACGCUGAAUAAUCUCGAAGCAGUCUUUGAGGAACCUCUUCUUUCCUUCGCUACAGGAGAAACGCACGUGGAAAGGGACCUGUACAAAUUUGUCAAAGGCCGCCGUUCCCGUCGGUGUCGCAUUACGUGCCAGUUGUACUUCCAGGAGCUGUAUGAUUUCGAAUUGGCCUUCAUAAAGUGGCGACUCUCACGUUUAUGCUCCUCAGCCAUUCUGCAGCACAGGGUGUUCAACCGAAAGGCAAACCAUGGCAAGGACGAUAAAAAAAAAUCGCACAACUGGAAAUUCAUUGAUCAAGCUCGAUACAGGCUUCAACAGAGAAACUUCAAGAGGACCAACAGAAAGCCAGGAGGCGCUCCGUCAGGCAUUCAUAGCCGAGGCAUAACGCGUGCUUCUCUUGCGGGCUCAAUGGAAGGAGCCCCCCGGAAGGGCAUCUCGGGGGCUGCAUCAGUGAUUUUAGCUGCCAGGAAGAGCGUAGCAUCCCAUAUGGUAUCUAGAUUGACCUCGCGUCCCAUCAGAAAUUUGCUGCCCAAAGAAAGCACCAUGCGAACACUAGAGUCGGGAGCGGAAGAGACUCAGGAUGCAUACACGAAUCUCCUCCUCCAACAUAUGCAAACCCUGGUGCUGGCAGACCAGGAUGUAGAGGGGGAGGUUAUUUUGUCCCUGGAUCCUCUUGACUCAGCUACCGGACGUGGCGUACAGAAGACAGAAAAACCGGAUCCCCGCCUUCGGAUAUCCUUGAUGCAUUCUUCUACGCUUAAUAGUGGAGUCAAACUUGUUACAACAGAACAGGAAGCCACGAAUGCUCCAUUCUGGGACAACAUGGGGGAGGUGUAUUUCAGGGGAACGCUGAGAGACCUCGACACCACCUAUCUGGAGGUGAUAGUGGAAGACAUGAGCGCGUCAACUUCCUUCCGACAGAUUGGAUACGGUCAGCUACCUCUAAGAGGCGUCGUCGGGUAUCCGUCAUUGCAGAUGGAAUUGGGGCCCCCGAACUGGGUGGUGCUUCAGGCUAAGGUAGAAGGCUGGGGAGAUCAGUUGAAGGAAUGGCAGUUCGGAUGGUUGGAGGGGAGAGUUAUGAUUGCCCAUACUCCGCGGUACCGCCAAGUUGGGGAAGUUUACGAGGUGGACGCAAACCGGGUGUACUUGAUAGUAAAAGUCAUCAGUAUUGAUCAGAUCAUUACAGCAGACAACAGAAGCAGCGUUGACUCCUAUGUUGAGGUCUCUUUCGACGGUACAUCACGGCGUACAAGACUCUUCAGAAAUUCAUUAAAUCCUGUAUGGGAAGACGAAGUAACAGUUCCUUUGCGCUUUGCUUCUACUCGCGACAUCUCUUACUCAGAGAUACAGAAAAAAGGGAAAGUGUACCUAGAUGUUUGGGGGGUCGGGCCUAAUUAUGUCGAUCACCUAGGAGGAUGCACAUUUUAUCUCCACGAUAUCUUUUUCAAUGAGAAGAAUCAGAAGAAGAGUCAUGUUACGAAGGAACGAAUUAUCCUGGAGACCAAUCUGAAGACGAAGUAUGAAACGCGUGUGUAUACGGGAGGCAAGCGGCUCUCCUUCAUCCACAAGGACGACAGGCCCUCAAACCUCACCUUUGAGGCUUGGACCUGCCCCGAUCUCCUAGAGGCCUCUGGCCUAGACAGGCUUCCAAAGUCCGAACGGUUUGACACGAAGAACAACAUGCCUAGAGCUCUUGCAGAACGCUACGAUCAACUUAAAGCGAUUUUUCAGUCGGUGGCCGACACGAAGAUGUUGCUGAGCCCGGAGGCCGUUGUGGGUCCCCCACGCUUCUUCGAUCUAGAGCGGCUGGACCAGCGCAAGGAAUUUCAAUUUCUUCCAAGCCUUUUAGCGCCUAUCAAACCUCCUCUUGGGGUAGAUUCGCUUGCCGCGGUGUUUCAUUACGUGCGCUGCGUGCCAUUCGUUAUAAAAAGGCAAGCCCUCACAUUCUCUCCAGACUUUACAAUGCAGCUCAACGCAGGGGACCCUCUGGACCACUGCCUCCUGAUGACCAGCCUCCUUCUGGGCCUCCCUGCUCACGCUUUUGUCUGCAUCGGGACUCUGCAUGACAAGCACAUGCAUGCAUGGGUGGCGACCUUUCAUUGGGAUGAAGACAAGGAAGCAGGCCAUGUUAAGCUUUGGGAGACAGCAAGCGGUGUGGUGUAUGUUCUUAAGACCAGGUUCCAGGAUAACAAAGUCGCUCAAGCGGUUAUUACCGAUCCGGAGUCCGGCAUGAUAAGCGUUGCCAGUAACCAACGGCGGCAUCGUCUGUUGCUGGUGUCUCCCGAGUUGGCGGAGGAUACCUCUAGCACGGAAAAUGGAUCCCUGUAAGAAACAUGGGGCACAAAGGUGCAUGGAGAAGCCCCCGCUGGAGGCCCCAAGCUACCAUAUCGCUCGCUUGAUAUUAUCUUUAACCACACGAACGUCUGGCUAAACAUUCAAGACCCAAAUCCUUCCCGCAUCUGGUUUGACAUCUGGAAUAUUUUUGAGAAGGCAGCCAAUGAACUUUUGGAGAAAGUCAUGGCGGACCUCACAGCAUUCAGGGCAAGCAGAAACUUGAAUACCAAGUGGAACAGAGACGAAGUCCUGGAGGCCUUUCUACAGACCGGCCUGGAGUUGCUGCAUCAAGCGAAUACUGCUCGCGAAGAGGAUUUUCAGUUGGCUAAGCUGAAACUCGAGGAUUGGCGCAAAGCAUUAUAUUCCAAGGUCCCCAAUAGUUACAGGGUACGAGGAGCGCCUCUGCACUACAACACGAUGGAUUGCAAGUCGAUAUCCGAUUCAAUGAUCCGCCAAGUGGAAUUCCUAGAGUCUAGGGACAGAAGUGCCUCCUUUGCAAUGGCCGCGUGCUUGUAUAACCUGCCGGGAGAACUCUGCAGCACCUACAUUUAUUUGUUACUUUGCCAGAAAGUCACGGAGAGAGAAAGGAGGAAGAUUCUUGCAGCCAAGGAGCAGGAAGGAAGGGAGCUGGGGCAGCGUAGGGCUAGGGCUAAACGGCUAAAUUAUAACAAGCAGAGACGUCACUCGAACAAGUCUCGGUCAGGGGACCUCGAUGAAAAUGAUAACAGAGAUCCUGGCGCUGAUCAAAAUGGUCACAACGACGACCCUUCGCCUGCAGCGGAGGAGGAUCAAGACCCCCUUAAUGAGGAUGCCGCGCAAGAGGAGAAUAACAUGGACGGAGCUGUAUUAAUGGGAGGAAAAAAGAAAAAGAAACGCAAAAAGGGUCAAAAUAAGACUCCGAAAGUUAAAAAGAGGCCCCCUAAUCUGUCUCCGGAAAGUGAAGUGGCCUACUUUGAAAUCCAUAGAAACUAUUACGAUGAAGACGAGGCCCCCGACUUCAAGGCCCUUAUGCAGGACCUCGAGGACUCUGUUGCUGAGAUAUUACACAUAAACCCUAUUCGGGUACGCGGAUUUCAGGGGCGCUACUAUGAGAAACGCCUCGUCUUUGCAAUCCACCCAGAUACGUCCCUGGACAAAACCAUUGCUGGGGAGAAGGAACCUGUGGACGGCGAAGAGGAAAUAUCUCAGCCAGCAGGAGCCCUUAGUCCGGCGUUUCUUAUGGAUGCUCUAAAGGAACUAACCGGACAAAUGAUUGCUAACAAUGAGGUCUUCUCAGAGAUCACAGGUGGUGAGGCGAAGUUUGUAUGGGAGGGCCACGGUACCCGCCCGUUUUGCAAAGAGGGACAAGGCGGGGCGGCUCAAAGCAACGAACCUGAGGAGGCCCCUGAUGACGGCACUUCAGCAGCCUUAAAUCCCAAGAAGGAACCAGAAAAGCUCAAGAAAAAGAAAAAGAAGAAAAAGCCUGCUGAGGAGGAGAUAGGGGCUCCCACUGAGGAAGAACCUGCGGGUCCCACUGACUCUCCUAUUCAAGCAGCAACAGCCCUUGCAGCACCUGCAGCUAUUGCAGAAGCAGCCACAGCAGCUGCGGGAGCCGUUGCAGGAGGGGCUCUCGCAGCUGCAGCCACAGCAGAGGACAAAGAAGAUAUCCCUCCUCGCUUAAUUACUAAGGAGGAACCAGAGCCAUCACCACGCUCUCCUUCUCCACCUUCCCAGGAUCAGGCUUUUUCCAGAAGCAGCGGUAGCAGCGAGUCAUCAGAACCUCUUCCGCCUCCGCCACCACCUCGUAAGGCAAGGGGAUUCCGUGUUACUACUGCUGGCGCCGUUGCUACGGUUGUGAAACGGCUGCAAAGGCGGCAGGCUUCAAAAGUACCGGCACGCAGCAGCAGUAGUAGUGGCAGCAGUAGCAUGGUAAGCAGCAGCAGCGAGACGGAUUCUGAAAUUAGAGAGGCUGAAAGGCGCCUGCGGGAGCGCCUGCAUGAGCUAGAACAGCUGCGUGAUCAGCUGCACCAGGAGACGACAAUAGAGACGGAUUCAGAGUCCUUGUCCAUUUCUUUAUCGUCUACCCCUUAUUUCUCUACUCUAAAAGGCAACAACGCAGAGUUACAAUAUAUCUCGUCGGGGGACGAAGGCACUUACAGUGAUUCGGAGGCAGAAAAUGAGAUAAACACAAAGCUAAUGGAGCAGCUAAAUAAGCUAGACGAAGAAAAGCAGAACAUGGAUAACCUCCUGGCUACCAUCCAGCAGACUGGACAACAGCUUGCAGAUGCAGGCAAACCUUUACACCGGACAGAAUUAGAGCUGAGUGCUAGUGUCAUUUCAUGCAGCAGCUCUACGCGGUCUUUCUCUACCUUCCUACCAUCUCCGCCUCCUUUUCUGCCAAGACCUGCCGUUUCCAAACUGCCUCAGCCUCCCGCUGCUGAUGAUUAUGAUAACAGUAGCCAUCCUGUCGAAGCCUCACAUGAAGGAUCAGCCUACAUGAAAUCCGUGUAUGCUCCACUCCUACAGCAGCGGGACCAGAUUCCUUGGUGGCUCGGAAGGAAGCUAUACAGGAAGCGGAAGCCCUCACCAUCUACAGAACGAGAUACACCUCGUGAAAAGUGUUCUCUAAGGGGAAAUACAGAAAGAGAAACUCCUCAAAGUGCUUUUGAAGGGAGAAGAGAGCCUUUUCAGGAACCCAUUCAGUCCACUGAAGAUGCGGCUGCAGUGUUGCGGAGCCAGCAGGAGAGUUUGCGAACUCAAGUGAGGCAGCAGGAGCAGUUUUUGCAGCACCAGCAGCUAUAUCUGCAGAAUGAAAAGAAGUGGACGCAUGUUAAAAGAGCAUAUACAGCAAAGCCCCCAGGAUUUGCCUACAAGCGCCUGAAAGAAACGAUGAAUGUUGAAAAGACACGAGACGGUUGGGGAUCGCCUGACCUAAUGAAGGGCUUCAUAUGCACAAGCAGCAGCGACUCAGGGGAAUCAGAGUACUGA
Molecule: messenger RNA, 5910 nt
Organism: Cyclospora cayetanensis
Lineage: Eukaryota; Apicomplexa; Conoidasida; Eucoccidiorida; Eimeriidae
Exons: 26
Source: RefSeq, a predicted model, not a curated record